AAGUUUGGAGAGUGAUCGGAAGAAAUCGAAUUCUGUUAAAUGCUGGAUCGGUUAUGUCGUUCUUAUGAAUGAUUCACAUUUUGGUCUAAGAAAGAGGCUUUGACUUGUGUCAUAAACAUGAAGCCUGAUACUGUUCUUGACUAUGCUGUGUUUGAGCUUUCCCCAAAACAUUCGCGAUGUGAACUGUUUGUAUGGAGUCAUGAAGAAAGAGAGAAACUAGUUUCAGGAUUGAUAGAACCAUUUGUGAAUCAUUUGAGAGUUCUCCAAUCACAAGCUUCGCAGAGAGACCAAUGCUCUGUUAGACUCGAAGUAGAACAAAGCGAAAAUGGCGAAUCUUGGUUCACAAGAAGAACACUCGAGAGAUUUGUUCAAUAUGUUAAUAGUCCUGAAGUUUUGGAAAGAGUCAUUACAUUUGAUUUGGAAAUGUCACAGUUGGAAGCAGCUCGGACAUUAUAUUCUCAAGACGAUGGAGGCGUAGCAGAUGCAACAAAGAAGGAGCUAGUAAGAGCUAUAGAUUUAAGACUCGAGGCAAUAAAAAAGGACUUAACCAUGGCGAUUACUCACGCGUCAGCUAAUGGUUUUGACCCUCAAACUGUUUCUGAUCUCCAACAUUUUGCUGAUAGAUUCGGCGCACAUCAUUUGGAUGAAGCAUGCGGCAAAUAUAUUUCACUAUCGCAAAGAAGACCAGACCUCAUCACCAAGAACCUAAAUACCAAUACACAAACAUCACUCAGUGAAACAAACAUAUGUCAACAUCAAGAUACUAAGAGCACUAACACUGAUGAAGAGGAGAAAAAAGAAGAGAGUAUGGAAGAAUCUUCGACGGUUAAGACCAUUCAUCAUACAAGGAGACUUAGCGUACAAGAUAGGAUUAACCUCUUUGAGAGCAAACAGAAGGAAAACUCAAACUCUGCAGGAAAUAAACCGGUAGUCGUUGCGAAAUCCACAGAAUUGAAGAGACUUUCCUCUGAUGUCUCAUCAACUGCUCCUGCACUCCCUGAGAAGUCUGUUUUGAGAAGAUGGAGCAUUGUUAGUGACAUGAGCUUUGAUUUUACAAUGGAUAACAAGAAGUCUGAUAGCGGUAGCAACACAGAAGGUCCCUUAAGUACACCUUCGUCCAUUCCUGAUACCACAUUCCCCAAGGAGUCUGAAGAGAACAGCAAAAAGGACGAUGAUGAUGAGUAUUCUACUAAAUCUGAUGAUUCUCAAAACCAGACUGAUAAGCCAGGGAAUGUCAUGUCUGAUGGCAAUUCCAGACAGAGAGAAGAGGAGAGCUAUGCUUCCAAAUCCCACAAUGUGGCACAAUCAUCAGUCAUAUUUCCUUAUCACCAUUCCCGUUCUCGUUCAGCUCAUAUAGCAGGUGGUAUUGAUAUCAAAAGUGAUGAACGUCAAUCAAAAGGCAGGAAGAAAGAGCUGUUUCUAUCAGACAAGAAACAAGCCUUGACAAGUUCUCCAAAACCAGUUUCUGCAGGGUCUGAACAGAGACAAAAAUCAUUUGGUGUGGAGGAUGAUCUUGAGGAUAGUCUCGUGAAUGCAGAGUCAGGUGGGGAAAAUGACAAUAACAGAGUUCGUGCGACAUCUGUGGAUCAAACAAAAAGGACAAGAAUGUCUAGAGAAAGCCCUCCAAGGUUUAAUGAUGAGUUGACAAUGAAAGCAAAAGAUCUUGAAAAGAUUUUCGCAGAGCAUCAACUACGGAUUCUUCCAGGGGAUCAAUCAGCUGGUGACGAUAAAGACAACAGGAAUGUUGUAAUGCGCCGGAAUUUAUCUGAGUUAAGAUUUUCAGAUGAUUCUAAAGGAAAGUUGUAUGAAGAGUAUAUGAAGAAGAGGGAUGCAAAACUAAGAGAAGAAUGGAGUUCAAAAGAAACAAAGUUGAAGUCAAUGCAAGAAGCUCUUGACCAAAGUAGAACCGAGAUGAAGGCUAAGUUUUCUGCUGCUUCCAUGAAGAGGCAGGAUUCGAUAUCAAGUACCCGCCAACGUGCAGAGAAAUUCAGAUCUUUUAAUUCUCGGACAAGUUCAAAAAAGUUUCAGCAUCCUAUAAGCUCAUUACAGAGUGAAGAAGAAAACGAAAAAGAUAAGCCAGUCAGUGGACAAUCCAUUGGAAAAAGUGCUUCUAGGAGCUCCCAAAAUAGAAAGGUUCCAUCACCAAAUCCGAGCUCCCGAGUCUCGAAACCAGCAGGUAAAGUUUCAAACGCAAACAUUAAUACUUGCGGGAGAGGACGAAAAACAUCAGAGAUAAAACUGGUUACACAAUCUUCUCUCCCCAAAUUCUCUGAUCUUAAAAAGGAAAACACAAAACCAUCUUCCUUAGCUGGUAGAAAUACAACUACCAUGAUGCGAACACAGGUGAGAAAUGGUAAUAAGAAGACUACAAAGGAUGAUAUACCGCCUCCUGUUAUGCCUCGAAGACCACGAUCACUAAGGAAAAGCUUCUCUGCAAAUAUAGAAUUCACAGAGUUGACAACUCUGUAUUCUGAUGAUAUGAACAAAGAGAGGAAUCAGAAGCAGAACACAGACAUUGAUGAUGUAUCAGAGAAUUUGAAAAUCGAAGAAUUUGAUGACAUUGAAUCCGAGGCUGAAGAAGAAGAUAAAGAAGUUUUGGAGAAUACUGUCAAAGAUGAAGAAGAAGCUAGAGAAAUGGAAACUCUAGUAGUUGAGGAUAUUGGUGAUGAAACCCCUUCACUUACUGAAAUAGUUGAAAACUCAUCAGAGGAUGGAAAUUACACUUCUUUGAGAUCAGUUUCUCAUAUAGACUUACCGGUGAAUACUCUACCUUCUUCAACAUUGCAGCAUAAUUUUGCCUCGUUAUUGGAUUCACCAAGUGAGAGUCCUCUUUCAUGGAGCUCAAACUUGCAACACGCGUUCUCUUAUCCGCACGAGCACUCGGAUGUUGAUGCUUCGGUGGAUGAUUCUCCUAUGGGAAGUCCAGCUUCUUGGAGUUCAAGAAUGAGAAAGAAAUGGGGAACAACAGCUCAGAGUCCUGUUAUUGUUCCCAACUCUCGAAAGGAUUUAACGAAAGGCAUCAAACGUUUUCUUAAGUUUGGGAAGAAAACUCGUGCUGCGGAUAGUCUAAUGGAUUGGGUUUCUGUAACAACAUCUGAAGGAGACGAUGAUUUUGCUUAUCGAUCAUCGGAUGAGUUAAGAAAAUCAAGAAUGGCAUCUUCUCAGAGUCAGCUUUCUGAGGAUGAACAAGCUUCAAACAACUCGAUUCAUGCACAUCAUCAUCAAGCAAGCUUUAAAGUGAAAGAUGGGGAUUUUAAGCGAUCAUUCUUCUCACUUUCUACAUUCCGCAGCAAAGGAAACGACUCGAAGCCAAGAUAACAGAGAAACAGAGCUCAGGUCUUUAUGUUUUCAUUUACACCUGCACAAGUAAAAAGUUUGUAGUGUUGAAGGAAAAGUAAAAACUUGUUGAUUUU
Arabidopsis arenosa is the source of this 3413-nucleotide messenger RNA. NCBI's taxonomy places the organism in Eukaryota, Viridiplantae, Streptophyta, Magnoliopsida, Brassicales, Brassicaceae. The record is from the annotation of a GenBank genome assembly.